Molecule: messenger RNA, 2442 nt
Organism: Sinocyclocheilus anshuiensis
Lineage: Eukaryota; Metazoa; Chordata; Actinopteri; Cypriniformes; Cyprinidae
Exons: 13
Biological process (GO): immune response; cellular response to lipopolysaccharide; negative regulation of T cell proliferation
Cellular component (GO): external side of plasma membrane
Source: RefSeq, a predicted model, not a curated record
GCUUCAUUGUGCAUGGUCCCCCUGCUCCUCUGGUUGCUCCUCUGGGAUCUUCAGUGGUUUUGCCUUGUUAUGUUGAUGAACUCUUACUAAUGGAGGAUCUGGAGGUGGAAUGGAGAAGAACAGACUCAGAGACUCUGGUUCAUCUGUAUCAAGAUGGUGAGAGUCGACCAGAGGCCCAGCAGCAGGAUUAUCAUGAUAGAGCUAAUUUCUUUACUGAUCAGAUUCAACAUGGAAACUUCUCCCUCUGUCUGGACAAUCUGACAGCUGAAGAUGAGGGACGAUACACAUGUAGAGUUUACAGUCAGCAGGAUUCUGGUGAAACUGUGGUUCAGAUAAAAGAUGUUGACCGUUUGCUAGUAUCAAGCUCAGAUGAGUCCAUAUCUGCAUCUGUGGGUGAGGACGUCACUCUGAACUGCUCUGUAGACUCUCACAUCACACCUGAACACAUUGAAGAGGUUUCAUGGAGGAAAACUGAUAAAGAUAAAGAUAUUCUGGUUCUGCUGUAUCAAAACAAUAAGUCUUUAUCAGAUUCAUCAGAUGAGCGAUACAGAGACAGAGUUGAGUUCUUCACUGCUGAAAUCCCCAAAGGAAACUUCUCUCUCAGACUGAAGAGUGUCAGAACUGAGGAUAAAGGAGUUUACAUGUGUUUAGUGUUUGCUGGAGGACUUUCAGCCAAUGCAACUGCAGAACUGGAGAGACUGGGUUUCUCUGUUUCAAGCAUAAUGGUAUUGCUUCUCUGUAUUUCUGCAUCUGGAUCUGCUCUUCUGCUCUGCUGUCUGAUCUACAGUAGGUCACCUACUAAAGGUUUAUUUGUGCAGCAAUUAAACAAUUUUUUUCCUCUGGGAUCUUCAGUGGUUUUGCCCUGUUGUGUUGACAAACUCUUAUUAAAGAAAAAUCUGAAGGUGGAAUGGAGAAGAACAGACUCAGAGACUUUGGUUCAUCUGUAUCAAGAUGGUGAGAGUCGAGCAGAGAAACAAUCACAGGAUUAUCAUGAUAGAGCUCAUUUCUUUACUGAUCAGAUUCAACAUGGAAACUUCUCUCUCCGUCUGGACAAUCUGAGAGCUGAAGAUGAGGGACGAUACACAUGUAAAGUUUACAGUGACCAGGACUCUGUGUAUUCAGCAGAGAUAAAUUUGGCAACACAGUUCAAAGUAAAAAAUUCCUCUGGUCAUCCGACAGCUGCCCUGGGAGGUUCAGUGGGUUUAUUAUGUCGUGUUGACAAAAGCUUGUUACAGAAAAGUCUGAAGGUGGAAUGGAGAAGAGCAGACUUAGAGACUCUGGUUCACCUGUAUCAAGAUGGUCAGAGUCGACCAAAGAAACAGCACAAAGAUUAUCAUCACAGAGCUCAUUUUUUAAAGAAGAAGAUUAAAGAUGGAAACUUCUCCCUCUGUCUGGAAAAACUGAGAGCCGAAGAUGCUGGAAAAUACACUUGUAAAGUUUACAGUGACCAGGAUUGUGUGCAUUCAGCAGACACAGAGGUGAUACUGGGGUUUGAUGUUAAAUGUUCUCGUCACACACCUGCAUUUCUGGGAUCUUCAGUGGUUUUGCCUUGUUAUAUUAUUGAACCUUUACCAGUGGAGGAUCUGAAGGUGGAAUGGAGAAGAGCAGACUCAGAGACUCUGGUUCAUCUGUUUCUGGAUGGUGAGAGUCGAACUCAGCAGGAGUAUCAUGAUAGAGCUCAUUUCUUUACUGACCAAAUUCAACAUGGAAACUUCUCCCUCCGUCUGGACAAUCUGACAGCUGAAGAUGAGGGACAAUACUUAUGUACAGUUAACACCAAAAAGAAACAUGUAAUUUCAGCUGAGUCAAAGUUGAUACCGAGACUACAAGAUCUAUUUUUCUAUCUUCAGAUGUUUCUAGUUUUCUGUCCAAAUAUUCUGAUGUUUCUUGCUUUUGUCCUUUGGGGUGCUUCUGAAGGGUCUCUGAAUGAGUCAGUCUCUUGUUGUGCUCUUUAUUUUCUGAGGCCUCUCUUGUUGCUUUGGGUGGCUCCAUAUGUACAUGAGUUCACAGCUCUUUUUACAAGUGCUUGGGAAAAGCUUCUAAAUUAUGCUGAGUUUGACAGAGUCGUGAUAAUAGUACUGUUUGUAAUAGUGUUUUUGUCCUGCCUCGCCAAAAUCAUUUACCUUUUAGUUAUAGAGGUUGGAAACAAAAGAGGACAAAUACUUAAAAUAUUUGACAUUGUGGCUGAAAUUAUCUUUGAAAUUCUGCCUACUUUACAAUUCAUCCUCCUGUUCUACACGUUUGGAUCUGCCAAAGCAGGAUUCACCAUUGUUGUCCUUUUACCAGUGUUACAAGUGAUGACAAAUGAGAGAUGGUUCAAUAGAUGCAGAUAUGCGCUCGGCUAUUCACUUUUGGUCACAAGAACGGUUUUGUUAAUCUUCGUAAUAGUGUCUAAUGCAGUGAUGAUUGGUCUUUACAUAUUGACACUGGAAAAUAAAACAG